AACAUCAAGCAUGAGAUGAGAUCUACUCACUCUGUUUGCUUUCAAGUUAUUUUCAGAACUCAUUACCCUCAUUUUCCUUCUUUAACUUAUUCACAAACUGAGUUUCACUAAACUUCACCACUCUGUUCACUCACUCUGUUUGCAUUUAAUCGUUGAUCACCGGAACCACCUUUUCCGGUGGAUUCUCGGAGCUCUGGUUGAUGAGGUAGUUUUCCGGGGACAAAAAUCCACCUGGGCCGGUGGAGGUGUGUGUGACUUGUGAGCGAAGAUGUUCAGAUGGAGGAGUGAGAGAAACAAGGUCAAAGCUGUUUUCAAACUCCAAUUCUAUGUCACCCAGAUAGUGCAAUCUGGGGUGGAUGCUUUGGUGCUGUCUAUAGUUCCAGGGGACAUUGGAAAGGUAACUACGAGGUUAGAGAAAGCUGCAAUUUGUGGUGGAGUUUGUAGAUGGGAGAGUCCUGUAUAUGAAACAGUGAAGUUUGUUCAGGAGCCUAAGACUGGGAAAUUCAGUGAGAGAAAAUAUCAUUUUGUGGUUUCUACGGGAUUGUCAAAAGCUAACUCCUUUGGGGAAGUUUCUAUAGACUUUGCUGAGUAUGCUGAGGCUACAAAGCUCUCUACUGUUUCUCUUCCCAUCAAGAAUUCUCAUUGUGAUGCCGUUUUGCAUGUAUCAAUUCAUAGACUACAAGAAAAUAAUGAUAAAAGAGAGGAAGAGCAAUGUGAAGACGACAAAUUAAAGUCCCAUGAUAGAAGUUUGAGGACCUAUUUAAGCAAUGGAGAUAUAGAUGCAAGCACUAAAAGUGAUUCUUCUGAAGAUGUUUCUGCCAAAGUAAAAACCAAUGGAGCAGAAUUGAAUACUGAUUGUAGGACAUCUAGUGGAUCUGACAUUACAUUGUCAAGUUCUGAUGGCAGCUCUGGACUUGAUACUCCCCGGGAACUUGGACUAAAUGGUAGCAUCCACCCCAACAACAAUGGUUUUCUAUCGGAUGUGAGCCACACUUCUGAGCCUCAAAAACCUGCUGUAGAUGCCUCAGCGUCAAUAUAUGAUGUACAUCAGAGAUCACCCUGGGACUGGUCAGCUGGUUCAGAACAUGGUUUGAGUACGGAUGGUUCAGCAAAUGGUUCUCAGGAUGCCCUCCCUAGGGAAAGAUCCAAUCAAACAUCAGAUAUGGAGAUUGAAAGACUCAAAGCUGAAGUUGCUGCUUUGGCCAGGCAGGUGGAUGUAUCAGACUUGGAACUACAAACUCUAAGGAAGCAAAUCAUAAAGGAAAGCAAACGAGGGCAGGACCUCUCAAAGGAAAUUGUUAGCUUGAAAGAGGAAAGAGAUACGCUCAAGAUUGAAUGUGAGAAUCUCCGGUCUUUUCACAAACGAAUGGAGGAGGCCAAAGCUAGAAAUAGGUCACACUUGGAAAGUGGUGAUCUUCGUACUCUUGUGGAAGAAAUUAGACAAGAAUUGAAGUACGAGAAGGACCUGAAUGCAAAUCUCCAAUUACAGCUAAAGAAGACACAAGAAUCAAACGCUGAACUAGUUCUUGCUGUCCAGGACCUGGAUGAAAUGCUGGAGCAGAAAAAUAGAGAAAUAUGUGGUCUUUCCAAUAAGAAUGAAGAGAGUAAAAAAUCCCGCGAGUUAGGGAGAAACCUCUCUAAUUGUGAAACAGACGACGAUGAAGAACAGAAAGAAUUGGAAGAGCUUGUUAAGGAGCACAGCAAUGCCAAGGACACAUAUUUACUUGAGCAAAAAAUUAUAGAUCUCUAUGGUGAAAUAGAAAUGUAUAGGAGGGACAAAGAUGAGUUAGAGAUGCAGAUGGAGCAGCUUGCACUGGACUAUGAGAUAUUGAAACAGGAAAACCAUGACAUUGCAUAUAAGCUUGAACAAAGCCAACUGCAAGAACAGUUAAAAUUGCAGUAUGAGUGCUCUUCUCCUCCUGCGGUUGAUGACCUUGAAACUCAUAUUCGGAGUCUGGAAAAUCAACUCAAGGAACAAUCGGAAGAAUUCUCAAAUUCUCUGGCUACCACCAAGGCACUUGAAACUGAAAUCAGCAGAUUAGAGGAGGAAAUGGAGAAACAAGCACAAGGAUUUGAAGCUGAUCUGGAUGCUGUGACACGUGACAAAAUUGAGCAGGAGCAAAGAGCCAUCCGUGCAGAGGAAGCUUUGAGAAAUACCAGAGUUAAAAAUGCCAAUACUGCAGAGAGGCUUCAAGAAGAAUUUAGAAGGCUCUCGAUGCAAAUGGCCUCAACAUUUGAUGCAAAUGAGAAGGCUACCAUGAGGGCAUUAACAGAAGCAAGUGAACUUCGGGUGCAGAAAAGACUAUGUGAAGAAAUGCUGCACAAAGUCAAAGAUGAGCUUCGGUCAGUCAAAGCUGAUUAUGAGGUAAAACUUACUGAAAUUUCCAACAAAAUAGACAUGAUGAGUGCUCAGAAACAACAGAUAUUGUUGGAAAUUGAGGACAAGUCCAAACAGCUUGAAAAUCAGAAAAAGCAUGAGGAACAAGUUAGUAGGGAUUUCUCUGAAGAGAUUCAGAUGCUAAAAGCUGAGAAUGAAAAGCUUAAAGUGGAUAUUUCAUGCUUCUCUGAGCAACUUGAACAAAAAGAAAUCUUAAGAAAUGACUUGAAACUUACGAAGAAAUCACUUGAGGAAUCGGAGAAUUGUUUACAUAAUAGAAUGGUGGAAAGAAAUGAGCUGGUGAGUACAAUUGCUUUAUUGAAGAAGGAAGCAGAAAGGUCACUCAAUGAGCUAAAUAGGAUGAAGCAUCUCAAGGAUGAAGAAGAGACAGCAGGUAGACUCUUGCAUUUGGAGUUAGAAGCACUUAGAGCUCAAUAUAGUGACUUAAAAUGUUCUCUUACUGAGGAUGAGACUGAGAAAGAAAGACUAAGAAAGCAAGUUUCCCAGCUAAAUGGCGAACUCAGGAAGAAGGAUGAAGCAUUGAUCAACAUUGAGAAGAGGUUCAAGGAUAGCAAUGGACGCACACAACUUUCUGAUGGAACUAAAACCAAUUUGACGAACAAGAAAGGUGUUUCAAUUCCUCAGAAUUCAAAAGAAAUGUCAAAUCUGAGAGAGAAAAUAAAAAUGCUUGAGGGCCUGAUAAAGUCAAAGGAAACUGCCUUGGAAACAUCAACUUCCUCAUUUUCAGAGAAGGAAAGGGAACUCCAAUCCAAAAUUGAGGAACUGGAGAACAAAGUGGAGGAAUUCAAUCAGAGCAUUGCCUUGCAAAAGGUUGAGAAUCUCAAUGAUACUACACACAUGUCCCAAGAAAAUGGUGCUGCAGUGUCAUUGUUCAAGAGUGAUGUAUAUUCGUUGGAGAAAGAAGCCGAAAUAUCCACUAAGGAUGACAACCUUUGUGACAUUUUGACUGAACUAUCCAUGUUGAAGGAAAAAAAUAACUCAAUGGAAACCGAACUGAAAGAGAUACAACAAAGAUACUCAGAAAUGAGUCUCAAAUUUGCAGAGGUAGAAGGUGAAAGACAAAAGCUUGUUAUGACUGUGAGAAACCUCAAGAAUAACCGGAGGGGCCAAUGACUUCUUCAUGAUAUUAUCAUGGGAACUGCUGUGUGUAGUUGCAACAGUGGAAACAGUAUAAAUGAAUAAAUUAAUGUGUACAAUGGCAAGAUAUAUAUGCAUUUUCUUCCUCUUUUCUUAGCCUUUUCUCAACUUUUGAACCGUAAAUGUGUGCCAUAGUAAGGGUACCAUUUUACAUAGUUUAUCCUUUCAGUUUGCACUGUUUAAGUGUUUUUAAGUUGCCAAUAGCGCUCAUCAGUUCUUUGAUUGUAUCAUUUUUCUUAUGCGUUUUAUAUACAUAUUCUUUUAUUGUAUCCUUUAACUGAUAUAUGAUAUAAUACAAAUGAGCAUUUUUUUU
Molecule: messenger RNA, 3848 nt
Organism: Abrus precatorius (Indian licorice)
Lineage: Eukaryota; Viridiplantae; Streptophyta; Magnoliopsida; Fabales; Fabaceae
Product: putative leucine-rich repeat-containing protein DDB_G0290503
Exons: 9
Coding region: 269-3511 (1080 amino acids)
Source: RefSeq, a predicted model, not a curated record